Molecule: messenger RNA, 1428 nt
Organism: Drosophila rhopaloa
Lineage: Eukaryota; Metazoa; Arthropoda; Insecta; Diptera; Drosophilidae
Product: solute carrier family 35 member F6-like
Exons: 2
Coding region: 1-1176 (391 amino acids)
Biological process (GO): pyrimidine nucleotide-sugar transmembrane transport
Cellular component (GO): Golgi membrane; intracellular membrane-bounded organelle
Molecular function (GO): pyrimidine nucleotide-sugar transmembrane transporter activity
Source: RefSeq, a predicted model, not a curated record
AUGGAUCAUCGUUUUUUUCUGUCGGCGAUCUUUCUGGUCAGCGGCACCUUCAAUGUCCUGGUGGUAAAUUGGGCCAAUCAUCAGCAAGUUAUUGGCAGCGAUGGAAAGCGUCAUGGAUUCCAGCAUCCUGUAGUCUUCACCCUGCUCAUGUUCCUGGGCGAGUUCCUGUGCUUUGUGAUCUUUAAGGUGAUCCGCCUGAUUGCCAGCCGAUCGGAAAAUUCACAGAUCAUCACCGACCUGGACAGCAUCCUGACGGAGGAGGACAGCACCAGCAGAGAAUUUAGUCCUUUGAGCAUGCUCCUGCCCGCCGUGCUGGAUGCGGUGGCCUCCAUUCUGCUGUUCACGGGACUUUAUUUUACCAACCCCACCUCCUUCCAGAUGAUAAGGGGAGCCUCAACGAUCUUUGCGGGCGUCUUCAGUGCCAUUUUCCUGAACCACACGCUCACCGGCCGCCAAUGGCUGGCCAUCUUCACCAUAUCUUGUGCCCUUCUCGACAUCAUCUAUUUGGACGUUCUACGAGUGAAAGAUGAGCAGGCCACAUUGCCGUUCACGGACUACAAAUCCAUCCUGACCGGCGACUUACUCAUCAUUAUAGCCGAGAUCCUGCACGGUCUGCAGUAUGUUUGCGAGGAGAAGCAGCUCAAGACCUCGGAUGUGGUUCCUCUGCAGGCUGCCGGUUGGCAGGGAAUCUUCGGACUGGUCAUCACCUCGCUGCUCGCCAUUUGUUUGAACUUCUUGCCAAGCGUGCGUCCGUUUAACGAUAGUUCACGAGCUGUCUUCGACGAUUGGAGUGAUCUUGUUCUGGCUCUCACGGGAAAACCCUCCCUGAUUUUGGCCCUGAUUGGUUUCGCCAUCUCAUGUGCCUCAUACAACUUUGUUGGCGUUUUCAUUACGAUGGACUCUUCCAGCAUCAGUCGGUUGCUCGUUGACGCUCUACGCCCCCUCUUUGUAUGGAUGUUCUUCUGGGAUUGGAAUAACAUAAGUCCGGGCGUGAUCAUAGGCUUUGUUGUCCUGCAAAUGGGCAUCAAGCUCUACAGUCAGGCUCUUUUCCUGGAUUCGUAUAGAGCCAUAGUGGCCUGCUGGCAUCGUGCUUGCUACGAGGACUUAAGUUCGGAAGACGCAGUUGCUCCCAACAGCCCACCAGAGGAAACUGACGAACAGCAAGAGGGGCUUUAGGUUGGAAAGAUGUGCUGCAAAACACUGCCCAUAACUUUACCAAAUUUAAUCCGAUUUCAAAGUGACAUACCUCUAAAGACUUUUGGGUUCAUUCUGUAAAAAUCUGCAUUCAAAUAUUUAGUUUAACGUUAUCAAAAAUUUAACCCAUUUUCAUGUUAGUUAUUUCCAAGUUUGUGAUGCCUUGUGAUAAGGUGACCCAAAUCUGGAAAUCUAGAGUCCAUAACUUUAAUAAAUUGAAUCCGAUUUAAAAGU